Messenger RNA from Ceutorhynchus assimilis (cabbage seed weevil), 1010 nucleotides. The record is from the annotation of a GenBank genome assembly. NCBI's taxonomy places the organism in Eukaryota, Metazoa, Arthropoda, Insecta, Coleoptera, Curculionidae.
UUAUUCAGGUGUUGAAAUUAGGUUAGGGUUAGGGUAGUUUAUUUUGAUAUCAAAAUUUUCAAAAUAAACGAAGGCCGCCGCCGGCUCAGGCCCAAAAAGAUGCCGAAUAAUGCUCCAGUUGUCUGUUUGAAAUGCGAAGCCACCGAAUCCUCAUUCUGGACAAAAGCGGAUGAAUUAGGCGUCAUUUGCCUAGACUGCGUUACUAAGGAUAAAAAGGACAAGGAAACAGAAGAAGCUGGAGGAUCCAAAGGAGGUAAAGACGGAAAAUCUACACAAAAACAGAAAGCCAGAGCAGGCAAGUCCUCUAACACCCAACACAAUCCCAUUGCAUCUUCUAAGCAGUCUAGUGUGUCUAAAGCUAGAGGACGAAGAAGUAUCUUUAAGAAUGUACCUAAGAGGGUUCCUACAGUUGAAAAAACCGAUAGAGUUUUAUAUAAGGGCAGUUACUUUCAAACUGGUGACAUAGUUUCUGUGACUGGUGAGGACAGUAACUAUUACUAUGCCCAAAUCAUUGGACUUAUGACUGAUGAGUAUUGCAACAAAAGCGCUGUGAUUCAGUGGCUCUUACCAACUACUGAAAGUCCUCCUCCAAAUGAAGAAUUUGACCCAGCGACUUAUAUCAUAGGUCCAGCAGAAGAUAUGGCAAGGGAUCUUGAAUAUUUUGAAUUUGUUAUGCACGCGCCCUCUGAUUAUUAUAAAUCAAAAGCACCACCACAUGCUCCUGCAGUGCUAUAGGAUGCUGCUGGGUAUAUUAUAUUCCUAGAUAAUAGAUAUUAUUAUCAUUGUAUUUUUUUUUAAGUUUUCCCAAAAUUCUAUUAUUUUUCUAUUUUGUUCAUUUCCCAAUUAAAAAUUGGUAGGUAUAAAAACUCUUUCGACUGAGAAGUUUGCCUCAAUUCACAAACUAUCGACAUGAAAAAAAUGCAUUUAUUUGAACUGAUUAUCAUUUAUUUGUCUUAAUUUAGAUUAGAUAUUAAUUUUUAUCAUUUCUGUUAUUUUAUAACUGAAAUUAA